Molecule: messenger RNA, 1382 nt
Organism: Pistacia vera
Lineage: Eukaryota; Viridiplantae; Streptophyta; Magnoliopsida; Sapindales; Anacardiaceae
Product: probable fructokinase-7
Exons: 7
Coding region: 179-1192 (337 amino acids)
Biological process (GO): fructose metabolic process
Cellular component (GO): cytosol
Molecular function (GO): fructokinase activity
Source: RefSeq, a predicted model, not a curated record
UGAAUUGAACCACCUCUUCCUUCUCUUCUUUUCUUCUAUAAGUUUCUCGUUAUAACACCCACAUCAACCUUCUCUCUUUCUUUCUGCAAAUCUUGUUGCUCUGCUUUUUACUUAACUGUUUCGUUUUCUUCGUAUAAACUUUUUCUCUCUAAUUCAAUCUCUCAGUUUCAGACCUCAAAUGGCUGAGAAUCCCACUUCAGCAGGGUCCGGGAACGGAAAUCCGCUUGUUGUUUGCUUUGGAGAGAUGUUAAUUGACUUUGUCCCGACAGUUGGAGGGGUUUCACUUGCUGAAGCACCAGCUUUCAAGAAGGCUCCUGGUGGUGCUCCUGCUAAUGUGGCUGUUGGGAUAUCAAGGCUAGGAGGUUCAUCAGCCUUUGUUGGCAAGGUAGGUGAUGAUGAAUUUGGUUACAUGUUGGCUGACAUUUUGAAACAAAAUAAUGUUGAUACCUCCGGCGUGCGAUAUGAUUCCUCUGCAAGGACUGCACUGGCAUUUAUUACGCUCAGAGCUGAUGGUGAGCGUGAAUUUCUGUUUUUUCGUCAUCCAAGUGCUGAUAUGCUUCUUCGUGAACCAGAACUUGAUAAAAACCUGAUUAAGAAGGCCAGCAUCUUCCACUAUGGUUCUAUUAGUUUGAUUUCAGAACCUUGCAAAUCAACUCAUCUUGCUGCCAUGAAAAUGGCCAAAGAGUCUGGUAGCAUCCUCUCUUAUGAUCCAAAUUUGAGAUUGCCACUAUGGCCAUCAGAAGAUGCUGCUCGGGAGGGCAUAAUGAGUAUAUGGGAUCAAGCAGAUAUCAUUAAGAUAAGUGAAGAUGAAAUCACAUUCUUAACUGGAGGUGACGAUCAUAAUGACGAUAAUGUAGUGUUAGAGAAGCUGUUUCAUCCUAAUCUCAAGCUUUUGGUUGUAACUGAAGGAUCAAAAGGUUGUAGAUAUUAUACCAAGGAAUUUAGAGGUUGUGUUCCUGGUGUUAAAGCUAAAUCUGUGGACACAACUGGUGCAGGUGAUGCAUUUGUCAGUGGGAUACUUAACUGCCUGGCUUCUGAUCUAAGCCUAUUCAAGGAUGAGAAGCGGCUUAGUGAAGCUCUACUUUUUGCAAAUGCCUGUGGCGCUCUCACGGUAACAGAGAGAGGCGCAAUUCCUGCGCUGCCUACAAAAGAAGCUGUCCUGAAACUCUUAGAAUCAGUUGCAGCAUCAUAAAGAAGUUGUUUGUACUUCGUUAAUUUGUUGUAAUUUGAGUUCCAUUUGUUGAAGUAACAAAGAGCUCUUUGCUCUUUCUUUCUUUUCCCUUCCCAUAAGAAAGUUACAUAUAUGCACUAAAGUGCUGUAGAUGCAAGAGUUAUUAUCAAUAAAGGUAGUGAUACAAUUGUAUUUGCAAAAUUAGCUGAAA